Molecule: messenger RNA, 1407 nt
Organism: Penicillium longicatenatum
Lineage: Eukaryota; Fungi; Ascomycota; Eurotiomycetes; Eurotiales; Aspergillaceae
Product: putative RNA 3'-terminal phosphate cyclase
Exons: 1
Coding region: 1-1407 (468 amino acids)
Biological process (GO): RNA processing
Cellular component (GO): nucleus
Molecular function (GO): RNA-3'-phosphate cyclase activity
Source: RefSeq, a predicted model, not a curated record
AUGGCAAGCUUCCAGAGCCCAGAGACGGUCUCCAGUGGAGCCUCCCCAAAGCCCCCACCAAGAUCGCCACGCCACAUUGAGCUUGAUGGGCGAACGCUCGAGGGGGGCGGACAAUUGAUUCGUAAUGCAUUAGCUCUGUCAGCCCUCACCAGCCGCCCAGUGACGAUAGAUCACGUCCGCGGAAAUAGAGGAGGGAAAACAGGACUGAAGACUUCCCAUGCAGCGGCGGUCAAACUACUGGCCGAGAUCAGCCGCAGCAAAGUUACUGGCGGACAAGUCGGAUCAAAAUGCGUGACGUUUGAGCCCGAAGCUCCCGCGAGCGAGGAGUCAACCUCGACGAAAACAGGCCAUCAGUCGCCUUUGGUUUCCUUGUCGGAGUUGUCUGUCCAGCCUGAAUACACCAUUCAGCUACCGACACCGGGAUCGGUAUUCUUGAUCUUCCAAGCCUUGUAUCCCUACCUCCUCCACGUUGGAUCGCGAGCAGGGACGAAUUGCGUAAAAGUGACUAUUACCGGUGGAACAAAUGGGACCAGCUCGCCAUCUUACGACUAUGCUUCUCAAGUCAUGGCGCCCAAUUUCGCCCGCCUUGGUCUUCCUCCUCUUUCCAUCAACCUACAUAAGCGUGGAUGGACGGUCGGGCCCAUUGAAAUGGGGACCGUCACAUUCCAUAUCCACCCUUUGGGUGCAAUGGUGAAUGCUGAGGGUGUCCCCGAUACUCGCUUCCCACGAAUCAAUCUAAUGGACCACGAGCGAGGAAAGAUUACGCAGAUCGAUCUCACUGUUCUCGCACCAGACAGCACCCUAGUGGGUGAAUCCCAAACAGUUCGCAAGUACGUUGAGCAGCGGACUUGUCGACGUCUACGCAAGGCUCUGCAGGCUAUGGAUUCAUCGAAUUUUGAUAUCCGAUCGGUGCCCAUCAAACUCCACACAUCGGAGCCCACUACGCACAUGAGUCGGGUGUACAUUCUUCUUGUGGCUCAUACGUCUACGGGAUUCCGAAUUGGAACUGAUGGCUGGAUUGGUGGCCAAUGGGCUUCGGGCUCCCCAAAGAAGAAACACAAAAGCACCAAGGAAGCACAAAGGCAUCAUGAAAGAGGUGACACUCGGUCUAAGGACCAAGCCGAGGCUGCAAGCUACAUUGAUGCCGUACUGGAAGUCUUCAUUGAAGAUAUCUCUUACAAAGGUUGCGGCUCAUCCAAGGCUACGGAUAAAAGACCACCGUUGCUAGAUCUACAUAUGAGAGAUCAGGUUGUGGUGUUUGAGGCUCUAGGUGAGGCUCACGGGGUUGGUAGCGAUAACUCCAAUACUGACAAGUGCCGGCAACUGGAGAACGAGCAAUACUGGUCGUUGCAUACUCGGACUUCACAGUGGGUGUGUCAGAAGAUGCUGACAGAGACGCCCGAGUAA